CCUUCGUUCGUCUGGGCGGCGGCGGCGGCAACUGGGGACGGGGCGGGUGGCGCAUCACGGGCGCGGAGGCAGGAGGAGCAGUCUCAUUGUUCCGGGAGCCGUCGCCACUGCAGGUCCCUCGACUCGGUUGGCCCGGCCCCUCUUAGUACUCCCCAACCCCCACACAACCGCCUGCGGCUCUGAGGAGAAGCGGUCCCGGCAGCGGCAGCGGCAGCAGCAGCAGCUGCAGCAUCAUUUCUGACCCGCCCGCCAUGGAAGACAUGGACCAGUCGCCUCUGGUCUCCUCGUCCGCGGACAGCCCUCCCCGGCCUCAGCCCGCGUUCAAGUACCAGUUCGUGAGGGAGCCCGAGGACGAGGAGGAAGAGGACGAAGAGGAAGAGGAGGACGAGGACGAAGACCUGGAGGAGCUGGAGGUACUCGAGAGGAAGCCCGCCGCCGGGCUGUCUGCGGCCCCGGUGUCCCCCGCCCCCGCAGCGCCCCCGCUGGACUUCGUGGCCCCUGCGCCCAGGGGGCCCCUGCCGGCCGCGCCCCCCGCUGCACCCGAGCGGCAGACGUCUUGGGACCCGAGUCCCGCAUCGUCGACGGCGCCCGCGCCAUCCCUUCCGUCCGCUGCCGCAGUCUCGCCCUCCAAACUCCGAGAGGACGACGAGCCUCCGGCGCGGCCUCCUCCUCCUCCCCCGGCCGGCGUGAGUCCCCAGGCCGAGCCCGCGUGGACCCCGCCCGCCCCGGCCCCUGCCGCGCCCCCCUCCACCCCGGCCGCGCCCAAGCGCAGGGGCUCCUCAGGCUCUGUGGAUGAGACCCUUUUUGCUCUUCCUGCUGCAUCUGAGCCUGUGAUACACUCCUCUGCAGACAAAAUUAUGGAUUUGAAGGAGCAGCCAGGUAACACUGUUUCGGCUGGUCAAGAGGAUUUCCCAUCUGUCCUGCUUGAAACUGCUGCUUCUCUUCCUUCUCUAUCUCCUCUCUCAACUGCUUCUUUUAAAGAACAUGAAUACCUUGGUAAUUUACCAGCAGUAUCACCAGCAGCAGGAACACUUCAAGAAACUUUAAAUGAAGCAUCUAAAGAGUUCUCAGAGAAGGCAAAAAAUCCAUUUGUAGAUAAAGAUUUAACAGAGUUUUCAGAAUUAGAAUACUCAGAAAUGGGUUCAUCCUUCAGUGGCUCUCCAAAAGCAGAAUCUGCCAUACUAGUAGAAAACUCUAAGGAAGAAAUAGUUGUGAAGAGUAAAGAUGAAGAGGAGGAUUUAAUUAGUAACGUCAUCCUUCAUAAUCAACAAGAAUCACCUAUAUCCCUUUCUAAAUUGGUUAAAGAAGAGGACAAAGUUAUGUCUCCAGAAAAAACAAAGGACAGUUUUAACGAAAUGGAAGUUGGAGUAGAAGCACCUAUGAGGGAGGAAUACGCAGACUUCAAACCAUUUGAGCGAGUAUGGGAAGUGAAAGAUACUUAUAAGAAAGACAGUGAUGUGUUGGCUGGUCAAGGUAAUAUAGAGAGCAAUUUGGAACAUAAAGUGGAUAAGAAAUGGUUUCCAGAUAGCCUUGAGCAGACAAAUCAUGAAAAAGAUAGUGAAAGCAGUAAUGAUGAUGCUUCUUUUCCCAGUACACCAGAAGCUGUAAAAGACAAUUCAAGAGCAUAUAUCACAUGUACUCCCUUUGACCCAAAAGCAACAGAAAGCAUUGCAACAAACAUUUUUCCUUCAUUAGAAGAUCAUACUUCAGAAAAUAAGACGGAUGAAAAAAAAAUAGAAGAAAAGAAGGCCCAAAUUGUAACAGAGAAGAAAACGAGCACCCAAACAUCAAAUCCUUUUCUUGUAGCAUCACAGGAUUCUGAGACAGAUUAUGUCACAACAGAUAAUUUAUUAAAGAUGACCGAGGAAGUAGUGGCAAACAUGACUGAAGGUCUAACCCCAGAUUUAGUACAGGAAGCAUGUGAAAGUGAAUUGAAUGAAGCUACAGGUACAAAACUUGCUUAUGAAACAAAAAUGGACUUGGUUCAAACAUCGGAAGCCCUGCAGGACUCACUGUACCCUGUAACACAGCUUUGCCCAUCAUUUGAAGAAUCUGAAGCAACUCCUUCACCAGUUUUGCCUGACAUUGUAAUGGAAGCACCAUUAAAUUCUGUAGUUCCUGGUGCUAGUGCUUCUGCAGUGCAGCCUAGUUCAUCACCAUUAGAAGCUCCUCCACUUAAUUACGACAGCAUAAAACUUGAGCCUGAAAAUCCCCCACCUUAUGAAGAGGCCAUGAAUGUAUCAGGAAUAAAGGAAGACAUUAAAGAACCUGAACAUAUUAAUGCAGUUGUUCAGGAAACAGAAGCUCCUUAUAUAUCUAUUGCAUGUGACUUAAUUAAAGAAACAAAACUCUCUACUGAACCAAGUCCAGAUUUCUCUAAUUAUUCAGAAAUGGUAAAAGCUGAAAAGCCAUUGCCUGAUCAUUCUGAGCUAGUUGAGGAUUCCUCCCCUGAUUCUGAACCAGUUGACUUAUUUAGUGAUGAUUCAAUACCUGAAGUUCCACAUAAACAAGAGGAAGCUGUGAUGCUCAUGAAAGAAAAUCUCACUGAAACUUCCUUUGAAUCAAUAAAAGAACAAGAAAAUAAGGAAAAACUCAGUGAUUUUCCUCCUGAGGGGGGAAAGCCAUAUUUGGAAUCUUUUCAGCCCAGUUUAGGUGCCAAAAAAGAUUCCCUGUUGCCUGAUGAAGUUUCAACAUUGACCAGAAAGGAGAAAAUUCCUUUGCAGAUGGAAGAGCUCAAUACUGCAGCUUAUUCAAAUGAUGAUUUAUUUAUUUCUAAGGAAGCAAAAAUAAGAGAAAGUGAAACAUUUUCAGAUUCAUCUCCAAUUGAGAUUAUAGAUGAAUUCCCUACAUUUGUCAGUUCUAAAACUAUUUCUAAAUUAGCCAGGGAAUACACUGACCUAGAAGUAUCCCACAAAAGUGAAGUUGCUAACGUCCAGGAUGGAGCUGGGUCAUUGCCUUGCACAGAAUUGCCCCAUGACCUUUCUUUUAAGAACAUACACACUCCUAAAGAUGAAGAUAAAAUGCAAGUCACAGAUGAGUCUGAUAUAUCAAAGGUGUCCGUACUGCCUCCAGAUGUUUCUGGUUUGACAACAGAGAUAGGCAGUAUAGUUGAACCCAAAGUUUUUAUGAAAGAAGCUGAGGAAAAACUUCCUUCUGAUACAGAAAAAGAGGACAGAUCACCAUCUGCUAUCUUUUCAGCAGAGCUGAGUAAAACUUCAGUUGUUGACCUCCUCUACUGGAGAGACAUUAAGAAGACUGGAGUAGUGUUUGGUGCCAGCUUAUUCCUGCUGCUUUCAUUGACAGUAUUCAGCAUUGUGAGUGUAACAGCCUACAUUGCCUUGGCCCUGCUCUCUGUGACUAUCAGCUUUAGGAUAUAUAAGGGUGUGAUCCAAGCUAUCCAGAAAUCAGAUGAAGGCCACCCAUUCAGGGCUUAUUUGGAAUCUGAUGUUGCUAUAUCUGAGGAAUUGAUUCAGAAAUACAGUAAUUCUGCUCUUGGUCAUGUGAACUGCACGAUAAAAGAACUUAGACGCCUCUUCUUAGUUGAUGAUUUAGUUGAUUCUCUAAAGUUUGCAGUGUUGAUGUGGGUAUUUACCUAUGUUGGUGCCUUGUUCAAUGGUCUGACACUACUGAUUUUGGCUCUGAUUUCACUCUUCAGCGUUCCUGUUAUUUACGAACGGCAUCAGGCACAAAUAGAUCACUAUCUAGGACUUGCAUAUAAGAAUGUUAAAGAUGCUAUGGCUAAAAUCCAAGCAAAAAUUCCUGGAUUGAAGCGCAAAGCUGAAUGAAAAAGCCCAAAACAAUUAACAGUAGUUCAUCUUUAAAGGGGAUAUUCUUUUGAUUACAUGGGGGAGGGUCAGGGAAGAAUGAAACCUUGACAUAGCAGUGCAGUUUCACAGAUCUUUAUUUUUAGCAAUGCACUGUUUGAGGAAAAAUUACCUGUCUUGACUGCCAUGUGUUCAUCAUCUUAAAUAUUGUAAGCUGCUAUGUAUGGAUUUAAAUUGUAAUCAUAUUUGUUUUUCCUAUAUGAGGCACUGGUGAAUAAAAAGUAAUCUGAGAAAACUGUAUAUUACACUUUGUUGCAGGUAGUCUUGCUGUAUUUGGGGGAAGUUGCAGAGAAGGUGGAGCAAGAAUAAAACCCCUUUUCACAGUUUGUGCACUGUGUAUGGUUGUGUAGAUUGAUGCAGAUUUUCUGAAAUAAAAUGUUUAGAUGAGAUCAUACCACUAAAGCAGGAUUGAAAAAGCUUUGCCUUUUUGGUAUGUUCUAGGUGUAUUGUGAAUUUUACUGUUAUAUUAAUUGCCAAUAUAAGUAAAUAUAGUUUAUAUAUAUCUAUAUAUAGUGUUUCACAAAGCUUAGACCUUUACCUUCCGGCUGCCCCACAAUGUGCUUGAUAUUUCAGUCAUUGGUUAUACAUGUGUAGUUUCAAAGCACUUAAGCUAGAAAAAGAAUAUAUUUCUAGGAGCACUACCAUCUGUUUUCAUCUUGAAACAAUGCCACAUACAUAGAACUCCAAAAUAAAAUUUCAUUGCACAAAACUUACUGUAGUUAAUUUUGUCACAAACUCUGGGUCUAUAUGGACUGAAUCUAAUGCUUCCAAAAAUGUUGUUUGCAAAUAUCAAACAUUGUUAUGCAAGAAAUUAUAAAUUGAAGACUUACACCAUUGUGGUUUAAGCUGUACUGAACUAAAUCUGUGGAAUGCAUUGUGAACUGUAAAAGCAAAGUAUCAAUAAAGCUUAUAGACUUAAAA
This is a messenger RNA of Marmota flaviventris (yellow-bellied marmot), 4745 nucleotides long. It is a transcript of the gene Rtn4, whose product is annotated as reticulon 4. Gene Ontology annotation, cellular component: neuron projection; postsynaptic density; endoplasmic reticulum membrane. Lineage: Eukaryota; Metazoa; Chordata; Mammalia; Rodentia; Sciuridae. Gene Ontology annotation, biological process: brain development; neuron differentiation; endoplasmic reticulum tubular network formation. The record is from RefSeq and is a predicted model, not a curated record.